AUGGGCGUUACCAAGACCGUUAUUACCGAGGGCUCCGGUCCCAUCCCCAAACCCGGCCAAACUGUCACCAUUGAGUACACUGGCUGGUUGAAGGGUCCCAAUGGCGAGAAGGGCGCCAAGUUCGACAGCUCUGUUGGCCGAGGCCCCUUCGUCACCCGUAUUGGUGUUGGCCAGGUCAUUAGGGGAUGGGAGGAAGGUGUCACCCAGAUGAAGGUUGGAGAGAAGGCCCUCCUUGACAUCUCCAGCGAUUUUGCCUAUGGUGAACGUGGGUUCACUGGCCACAUCCCCCCCAAUGCUGACCUUCUCUUCGAGGUUGAGCUCAAGAAGGUCGCUUAA
This is a messenger RNA of Scedosporium apiospermum, 336 nucleotides long. RefSeq names its product Peptidylprolyl isomerase. The coding region runs from base 1 to 336 and encodes 111 amino acids. The transcript is spliced from 6 exons. The record is from RefSeq and is a predicted model, not a curated record. Lineage: Eukaryota; Fungi; Ascomycota; Sordariomycetes; Microascales; Microascaceae. Gene Ontology annotation, molecular function: peptidyl-prolyl cis-trans isomerase activity.